AUGGCUCAGCCUAAUACUGACCAGGGCGCGCCAUAUCGCCCGCAAGACCAGAAUGAGGCUAAAGUAUCGGCUAUGACUUGCAAAGACGGAAAAGUGUCUCAUGGCAAGAAAGCUUCCACGGAUUAUAGACCCGAUACGACCUGGAACACGUGCUUCGUCUCUCACGAAGUUUUGGGGAAAGAAACUUUGCUCCAGCUUCUGGAGAGAACCCGAGUCCCGGACUCCGUAGAAAGUUUGGCGGCAACUCCACAUGACCACUUUAUGAGCCGAUCACUGCUGGUCGAAGAUACCAUGUAG
Colletotrichum lupini is the source of this 297-nucleotide messenger RNA. RefSeq lists its product as uncharacterized. The transcript is spliced from 3 exons. The record is from RefSeq and is a predicted model, not a curated record. Bases 1 to 297 code for a protein of 98 amino acids. NCBI's taxonomy places the organism in Eukaryota, Fungi, Ascomycota, Sordariomycetes, Glomerellales, Glomerellaceae.